CAAGAGCUGCGUCUCGUCGAACUGAGCACCCCGUUAGUAUGAUUGCGUUCUCUGUCUCUCUCUGUGUCUUUUUUUUUUGUUUCUCUCUCUCUCUCUCUCGUUCUCUCUCUCUCUCUCUCUCGCGUUCCCUGGCUCGGAGGAGGAGAGAAGGGGAGGCCUUCAUCCCCAACUUCCGGGCGGGAAGAGAGUCGCACACGCAUGGGGGCCCCAGAGCACCGAACACACGGCGAGUGGCAACGCGCGUGGGCAGUCCGGGCGCGGCCGCACGACGGCGCCAUGCCGUGUGCCGGCGCCCCGUCUCUGGAGAGUCCUGCCGACGCUGCAAGCGAGGCCGAGGAGGAAAGGCGCUCUUGGCGCGCGGGUCGACCAUCGCACGGGGGGGCUGCUGCGUGGACGGCCCCGCCGCUGGCUGAGCAAGGCCGAGCCGGCGCUCGAACAGCGUGGACCACGCGCCGUGAGCGAAGGGCAGAAGGAGAGAAAGGAUGGUGAGUGGAGGAGGAGGAGGAGGAGGAGGAGGAGGAGGACCCCGCCCCACCCUACCCGCUUCUCGCACUCCGCGCUCUGCGUGCCCGCGGCGGACGGGGCAGCGGAAGCGGAGGCCGUGCGCCCGCUGGCGCGCAGCGGGAGGCCGCAAUAUAAUAUGUCCAGAACCUUUUACCAUGGCGGCCUGGGCAAAGACCCCUGGGCCCGUCGGCAGCUGGGCUUUCCUGGUUGCACAGGAGGCGGCCGUCGUCGCCGUGCUUGCCUGGUUCCUCCUCGGGCCGGAGGAGCUGUUCCGCCUCUCGAAGGCUUUGGGCAGCUGGCUCGGCGAGGCCCGCGGCUUCGUCGCGGAGACGGCCGCCAAGUACGAGUCCAGCCUUGACGACGCGAGCACUCGCAAGGCCAUCGCAGGCAUUAGGGAAACCCAGCGCACCGUGAGCGAGGUCGCGUCCUCCUUCCAGGCAGCUCGCGGCCGCGAAGCGCCGGCGUCGGGAACCAGCGGCGCCAAGCAGGCCAUCGCCGGCGCCGCGGCCUCUUGCCUCAGGGAGGGUGGAGGAGUGAGGAGUUCAUGAUAUCGGUGUAAAUCACAAAUUCCAGGUUGGCAAAUCACAGUGUGCCCAGGUCGCGGCGAUUUGCAUGUAGAUUCAGCUUCGGUGCUACCGUUUCCCUCACCGCCUGAGCCGAAAAGGCGGCAGCACAGGACAAAGAAGCGUCUCCAUCGGAAUUGGGCUCCAAGGCUCCCAAGAGGCCA
This is a messenger RNA of Prorocentrum cordatum, 1231 nucleotides long. NCBI's taxonomy places the organism in Eukaryota, Dinophyceae, Prorocentrales, Prorocentraceae. The record is from the annotation of a GenBank genome assembly.